AUGUCGCGAUUGCGCCAUUCUUCCUCUUCAACUAGGCGAAUCGAUAAUGUGGAAAAUGAUUGGCUCGGUGGCCCAUCUUCUCCGAAACCCUCUUCCUACGUCGCUCCCCUUCGUGGGGAUGCCGAAUCUUCUUCACCUGCCUCCUCCGAUCCUUCUCCUGAUUCCAUGAUUUCUUCUAGAGAUCCAAACUCUCUCUUCAGCGGCGGCGGAAUUAGCUUUCUAGCGGGAAAUCAGCAUGUGAAGUUUACUUAUGGGUACUCUAGUCUCAAAGGUAAACGAGCAACAAUGGAGGAUUGCUUCGAAACUCGGAUAUCUGAUGUUGAUGGACAAAUGGUUGCUUUCUUCGGUGUCUUCGAUGGUCACGGUGGUGCAAGAACUGCAGAAUAUCUUAAAAACAAUCUUUUCAAGAGUUUAGUAACUCAUGAUGAGUUUAUCUCAGACACGAAGAAAGCUAUAGUGGAAGUGUUUAAGCAUACGGAUGAGGAGUAUCUUAUUGAAGAGAGAGGGCAGCCUAAGAACGCUGGCUCUACCGCAUCAACUGCAUUGCUUAUAGGUGAUAAGUUGAUUGUUGCUAAUGUCGGUGAUUCAAGAGUUGUAGCGUCUAGAAAUGGUUCAGCUGGUCCACUCUCUAAUGAUCAUAAACCUGAUAGACCCGAUGAGCGUCAAAGAAUUGAAGAUGCUGGUGGCUUCAUAAUCUGGGCUGGAACAUGGCGAGUUGGUGGAAUACUUGCGGUAUCUCGGGCAUUUGGGGAUAAGCAACUUAAGCCAUAUGUGAUUGCGGAACCAGAGAUCCAGGAGGAGGAUAUAAGCACGUUGGACUUUAUUGUUAUUGCUAGCGAUGGAUUGUGGAAUGUGUUGUCAAACAAGGAUGCCGUGGCAAUAGUACGGGACAUUUCAGACGCGGAAACAGCAUCAAGAAAGCUGGUUCAAGAAGCAUAUGCACGUGGUAGCUGCGACAAUAUCACUUGCAUUGUUGUUCGAUUCGAGGUUUCUUGAUAAAGAUCUUUAUUAAAGAACCAAUGUCAUAUACGGUUCUGCUGUGAAUGUAUUGUUGCAUCUCCUUCCGUGUGUUGGUUAUAAUUAUUAGACUACCCCCUAAUUUUUCAUACAAAACGAUUUUAUUUGCAAAGAUGAUAAUACAUUUUUCAUAUAAUUAUUUUCUCACCUGGUCUCAUGAUAUACAGGUUUACUUCUAAUUAGUCUUCAAGAUAUAAUUAAUAACACUAGUUAUGUCUCUGCCUCUUUAGUCUCACCAUCAUUAAUCUCUCCUUAGUCCUCCACUUUGGUAUCUUCUUCCUCUUUCAUCUUCUUGGCUUUUAGGAAUUCGAGGAGAUCUUUAAGCGCAAUAUCAGCGUUUUUAUUCGCCAUGAGCUGCUGAGUGACUUCGGCUGGAGUUACACUAACCUUAAGGACGAGCUUCUCAAUGGGAUCAUACAGGACAUGGUUAUAAAUCUUGAGGUACAAAGCCACAAGCUUCUUGAACACAAAGGGUGUGCAAUAGUCCAUGAGAAUGUGAACGUCCAUUCUUCCUGGCCUCAGCAAGGCCGGGUCGAGCUUCUCCUUGUGAUUGGUUGUGAAGAUUAUGAUUCUUUCUUCUCCGCAGCUCGACCAAAGCCCGUCUACAAAGUUCAACAGACCAGACAGAGAUAUCUGUCACCAGAAAGGAAGACUCGUUAAGGUUCAGAGAGACAGAGAGGUUAAUAAAAAACAGAGGAAUUUUUCAACUCAC
Thlaspi arvense is the source of this 1729-nucleotide messenger RNA. The record is from the annotation of a GenBank genome assembly. Lineage: Eukaryota; Viridiplantae; Streptophyta; Magnoliopsida; Brassicales; Brassicaceae.